This is a messenger RNA of Parasteatoda tepidariorum (common house spider), 1470 nucleotides long. NCBI's taxonomy places the organism in Eukaryota, Metazoa, Arthropoda, Arachnida, Araneae, Theridiidae. The record is from RefSeq and is a predicted model, not a curated record.
GUAAAAUUUCUGGGCAUAAUUUUUGACUCAAAAUUAACUUUUAAAUCUCACAUUAACUAUCUGCGACAAAAUUGUGAAAGGAAAUUAAACAUACUCAAGGUUUUAACGAACUGCUCUUGGGGGGCAGAUACCAAAUCUAUGAUUAAAAUUUAUCGCAGUAUCAUUCGCUCUAAAAUUGACUAUGGAUCUAUUAUAUAUGGAUCUGCUAGAAAAUCUGUUUUAAGAUACCUAGACACAGUACACCACGAAGGAAUUCGCAUUGCUACAGGGUCUUUUCGUACCUCUCCAAUUCAAAGCUUGCUAGCUUUAUAUCAUGAACCAUCCCUCAUUAUACGCCGAGCAAAACUUGCCCUAAAUUAUUAUUUUCAUAUCAAGAGUCACCCUAAUCAUCCCAUGUUUCCUAAGAUUUUAACGCCAGACUACGAAACUCUUUUUAACCAUAGACCAUCCUGCGUUCCAACUUUUGGACUUAGGAUGAAAAAACUUUUAUCAGAUUUUACCAUUGAGGAUUUUGAUAUUUUACCAGUAUGUAAACCGCAUCCUCCCUGGAUUGGUAUAAAUUUUCCUUUCAUCGACAUUUUUAAAGGAAAUACUAAAGAACACACAUCAUCCAUUAUUUAUCAACAAAUUUUUAAUUACCACCGAGAGCAAUACGCAGAUUUUAAUCCGGUCUUUACUGAUGGCUCAAAAACUAAUGGUCACACAGCAUCAGCUGUUGUGGCCAAUGGAUCCACUGUUUCAGAAAAACUUCCCCCGUCCUGUUCAGUAUUUACAAGUGAGGCACACGCAAUAUUCUUGGCUUUACAGUUUAUUUCAUCUCAACCAUUAAAGAAAUGGUAUAUAUAUAGCGAUUCGAAAAGCUGUAUUGAAGCAUUGUUAAACUGUAAUCAUAAACCUCAUUCUAUUAUAAAUUGUAUUUUUAAUCUCUACAACACUUUAAAACUUUCUGGGUACAAAAUAAUUUUUUCAUGGAUACCUGGACAUACUGGCAUUCUAGGAAAUGAAGUAGCAGAUAGGGCAGCAAAAUCAACAAAUAACCUAACUAAUCACAAAUCAACGUUAUCAGAUGUUAAAAAUAUUAUCAAAUGUACCUUGUAUUCAGAAUGGCAAAAAAACUGGAAUAAUGAGACAAACAAUAAACUACAUAGUAUCUAUUCUAACCUACAACCUUAUACACAUCCUAAUCUACUUCGAAAGCUAGAAGUUGUUUUAAGCCGUUUACGUAUCGGUCAUACUCGCAGACAUCUUCUACUAAAUGAGCCUGCUCCAGAGUGUUCCCAUUGUAAGGAACCGCUCACUAUGAAACACAUUUUAACCAAAUGUAGCAAAUUUAAAAUUCAGAGACAAUGCCAAUUCGGUUGCUUUAAUCCCUCAUUGAUUUUAUUAAUUGGUAACAGUCCCCACGACAACAUUUUCUCAUGCCUCAAAGCCAUUGGUUUUGAUACAUCAAUAUAGAUAUUCAAUAAAAAA